UAUUACCAGCAAGGUGCAAGGUGCAUGGGGACGGGGCAAUGCGAUGUGAAUAUGUCACGGGCGUUAGGUGACUAUCAAGACAAAAGAGGUAAACCGGUGUCGGAACCGAUCGAACCGAAACGACGGGCAUUGGGCAUUAUUGCAGAUUGCAAAGAUAAGUCCCGCCCUUUCUGUACCAUCAUGGUACCACGUGAUCCCAUGCCCACAGCCAUCAGUUGCACCAACUACUGCAGAAAAGUCAAAAAAAUGAAAAGGACACUAAAGACUUUAGACCUUUGUCCUAAGCCAGACAAAACAAAAAUCAAAAACUGCUAACCUUGGCGGGGCGGGGAAUACCCUUCGAGACUUUCCUCCUCAACCUCGAGGCUAGGCUACUAAACGUAGUUUUAAGUGUGAUUCCUUGUGGUGGGUUAAUCUUGUGGUGGUUUUGUGAGAUUUGACGAAGAGGAAGGAAAUGGCUUCCGGUGUACUACCAGUAGACUCCCUAAGUGGUGACCAGGAACUGGACUAUAGAGGACUAUGUGCUCACUGUGAGAAGAAAGCAAAACAAGACUGUGCAAAGUGUGGAAAAUAUUUUUGCUCAAAAGAACAUUGGAAAGUUCAUCAAAAACCGUGUUCCAAAAAAUACAAAAAACUUUUAAGUGAGUCAUCUAAGUCGAAAGAAUACUAUAAGCUAUUAAAAGAGUCUUCGAAGCCAACUGUAAUGGUAGCAUCUAAAAACAUACCUUGUGGUACAGAAAUUUUUCAAUCUCAGGCUAUAAGUGUUGGUCCGAAUGGAUCACAACCUGUGUGUCUUGGAUGCCUUCGUCCUAUUAUAUAUGAUGUAAUGUCGUAUUUGUGUGAGGGCUGUGGAUGGCCUUUAUGUGGAGUAGAUUGCGAGAAUUCGGAACUGCAUCAACUGGAAUGCCAAGCUAUGCAGAAUGGAGGCUAUCGCUUUAAUGCUGAGAGUCUAAGGAAUGACUGGCGAACCAUCUCCGUUAAGUCAGGUGCAUGGAUUAUUGUCCUCCGUGUUCUUCUCUCUGGAAAAUCAGAAGAGCUAUUGAAUUUUUUUAAAAAGGAAGGUGUGAAUGACUUUGAGAAGACCGAUCAGACAUUAUUGUUGACUGUACAUUUGAUAAGAAAUGAGUUGAAGCUUUCGCAAUUUAAACCAGAAGAUAUAAUGCAACUAGGUUCUAUUGUGAAAUCAAAUCUGUGGAGUAUCGCUAUGCUGCAAGAUGGUGUCCACAUUUCAGUGCCAAGAGUGGGUGCCGGAUUUCAUGCUUCUGACUUAAUUUAUGCGCAACAUUCGUGCAACCCAAAUGUAGAAUAUAUAUAUCACAUGCAAAAUCCAGCUGAUCUCAUACUUUGUGCAUCUACGGAUAUAAAGGCUGGACAAAUACUCAGUGCAUACAGAGAAAAUAGUAUACCUUGUAUAACUUCAACAUACUCAAGACAACUCUUUCGAAAUAUGAGGGGAAAAGGACCUUGUAAAUGUCAGAGAUGCUUUGACCCCUCAGAAAUGGGACUAUACUUGUCAUCAUUGCUUUGCAACAAUUGUAAAGGUAUGGUGGUUCCCAUGGAUACUGCAAAUAUUCUUCAAACAGAUUGGAUCUGCAAGGCUUGCAAAUUAGUAAUGAAAGGAGAAGAAUUUUUUAAUAUAACAGUAGGUUUAUUCAACAAGCUAGCCAUUGCUGUUGCUUCUGAUAAGAAAGAUAAAAUAACUAAUAUUGAGCAGUUCAUUCAAAACCACUCUGGACCUAGUGGUGUACUUCAUGGAAAUCAUGAAAUGAUCCUACAGGCAAAGCGAUGUUAUUGUGUAGCCAUUCAAGAUUUAGUAAUUAAGAAAGACAGGUUUCUCAAACUUGAUUCCAGAGAACUUUCCAAUUUCAGUCAAUAUGUUAGGGAUUUUCAAAAAUUCCACUAUUGUCUGAACCAAAAAGUUAUUUAUGAGACCUUUGCGCUAAAUCUUAUUUUCCUAAAAAAUGCUCUGUUUCAAUUGUCUCAUGGGAAAAUAACCAAAGAGCAAGCUAUAGCUCAAAUGAAUGGUGCUAAAAAGUGGAACGGAUUUUAUGGCUACAAUUAUGAUAUUACAUCUUCAAAUGCCACUGUUUGUAUCUGCAGUAGGCAGAUCAUGGGCUCAGCUUCAACAGAAUACGUGUUGCUGUACAAUAGACUUUUAAACUUCUAAAAGUAAUAACAAUUUGACUGCAUUCAUUGUUUUAAAAAAUUGUAUAUAGUUCUGCUUUAAAAGCAUCUUAAGUUUAUUAGUAUACAAAGGUUGCGAAAGGUUUUACAAAACCAUGUGUGAUCAUAAUUAUAUAGUUUUUCUCCCUCAUGUUCGUCCCUCUGUUUGUCAGAUUUGCAGUUAACAUUUUCAAUUGUCAACUUUUUAUAAAUGUCUCCCUUUGAAACAAAA
Frankliniella occidentalis (western flower thrips) is the source of this 2395-nucleotide messenger RNA. RefSeq names its product SET domain-containing protein SmydA-8-like. NCBI's taxonomy places the organism in Eukaryota, Metazoa, Arthropoda, Insecta, Thysanoptera, Thripidae. The transcript is spliced from 9 exons. The record is from RefSeq and is a predicted model, not a curated record. Bases 455 to 2167 code for a protein of 570 amino acids.